Messenger RNA from Penicillium brasilianum, 867 nucleotides. The record is from the annotation of a GenBank genome assembly. Lineage: Eukaryota; Fungi; Ascomycota; Eurotiomycetes; Eurotiales; Aspergillaceae.
AUGUCUCUGGCGCUCUCCGACAAUCUGGCUCCUCAGCCUAUCACUGACAUAUUCACCGAUGAUACCAAUAUUACGCGUCGCGAGUGUCACCGCACUGUGCCUAUGAAAGUGCUUGCCCUGGGCGUCGGCCGUACCGGUACUGCCUCGCUCCGCAAGGCACUCGAGCGGUUAGGCUACGUCAAAUGCUACCAUAUGUUGUGUGCCAGUGUCGAAAACCCACCCGAUUGUCUAAUGUGGCACGAUGCAUUGAACGCCAAGUACAAGGGUGAAGGUCACUUUGGCCGUAAGGAAUGGGAUCAACUUCUAGGAGAAUGUCAGGCCGUCUGUGACUGGCCCGCUUGUGCGUUUGCCAAGGAACUUAUUGAGGCGUAUCCCAACGCCAAAGUCAUCCUAAACACCCGGGAUAUUGAUCAAUGGUAUACCUCAGUCACUAAGACCGUAUACUGGCGUGUUAGCGAUCCAGAACAUAAGUUCCUAGCGAACUUUAGUUGGGCCGCGGCUAUGUACUACCCUAUGCUUAACAAGUUCUUUCAGACUUUCUUCCGAGGUGACUUCCCCAACGAGGGCAAGCAGGUCUACAGGGAACACGUUGACGAGGUCCGCAGUCUAGUGCCCCCUGAGCGUCUUCUGGAGUACAACAUCAACGAGGGCUGGGCUCCCUUAUGUGAAUUUCUGGAUGAGGAAAUCCCUAGUGACCCAUUCCCAGAUAUCAACGAUGUUGCUGAUUUCCGCAACCGUUGCAGGACCCGUAACCGCCUUCAGAUAAUGAAUGCUCUGCUACAGGUCAUCACUAUGGGUGGCUCACUGUUGGUUACCGGCUUAACUGCAACUAUGGUCUUCAAGCGUUUUACUCGCCCAAGCUGCUAA